ACCAGCCGCAGAAGACGAGAGGCGGCGCUGGACCUUGUGCCAAUCUGCAAUUGGCCAACUCGCUGAUACACCGACCAUUGGAACAUCACCCGCCACAAUCGCUCCAAGAUGCGGCUCUCCUCGCUAUUGGCCGUGCUCGCCUCGGCGUUUGCGUGGACUGCGGCGGCCCAGGAUGACUACAGAAGCAUAACGCUCAAAACACACUCCAUCGAACAACCUUACUUGGACUCUGACAUGCAGAGCCGAUGGUUUGACUUUGGCGGAGAUACCAUCAUUCGAACAGACUCAUAUAUUCGCCUUACCUCCGAUCGACCUUCACAAAACGGCUGGCUCUUUUCACGAGUGCCCCUUACAGCUACCAACUGGGAAGUCGAGGUUGAAUUCAAGAUCCACGGCAAGAAUCAGCUCUACGGCGAUGGCUUCGCCAUGUGGAUCACGAAGCAGCGAGGCCAGAUCGGUCCCGUCUUUGGGCAUGCGGAUAAAUUCGAAGGCCUGGGCAUCUUUAUCGACACAUACAAGAACAACCGACCCGGCGUUGUCUUCCCCUACGUCAUGGCCAUGUUUGGGGACGGACAGGCGAGCUACGACAAGAACAACGAUGGCAAGGAGACGGAGCUGGCAGGUUGCUCGGCCCGGGGUCUUCGUCACUCGACCAUUCCCACCAAGAUGCGAUUGACUUACUUCCAGGAUAAGACGCUCAAGCUCGAGCUCCAGUACAAGACCGUCGGCGACUGGACGGUGUGCUUUGAGGUGGACAACCCUCCUGCGAUCCCCAACAUUGCCUAUCUCGGAUUCAGUGCCGAGACUGGCGAGCUGAGCGACCACCACGACAUCAUCUCCGUCUCGUCCAAGAACCUCUACACCAGCCCGGCCAAUGGUCCUGGUUCAAAGGGAUCCCCGAAGAACUCGUACAGGGGCAGCAAGAGCAACAGCAGCAACAGCGACCAGAGCGGCGGAAGCUGGACAUGGUUCUUCACCAAGAUCAUCCUCUUCAUCCUCGUUGCGGGCGGUGGCUAUGUGGGAUUCACCAUUUACAGGUCAAGAACCAAGAGCCACAGAUUCUAGGCGAACCGUGCAUCGGAGGAAAGAUACACACAAGUAUGGGCUGGAGAUCGUAUUAGGUACAGGGGACAAGGUGUGCAGAGACACGCAAACUCGGCCAUCUAAACUAGACUCAGGCAGGGGGGCCCUUACCAAGGAGAGGUCAGAAUCAUAUAAUUCGAGUUGAGUCAAGAGGCGGGCUGGAAAGGGACGUCGCCAUUGUCCGUGCAAGAAAGCAGUCAAUGGUUUUCUUUGUGCUGGGGAGUUGGGUCAUUUGAUACAUUGCUUGACGGGGCACGCGGUGGCGGUGAUUUCUUAUGGAAAAAUUGAUGAAGAUUAUAUCAUUAGCGACGAAAUGGCACUUUUAUUGGCCCAAG
Trichoderma atroviride IMI 206040 is the source of this 1418-nucleotide messenger RNA. RefSeq lists its product as uncharacterized. The record is from RefSeq and is a predicted model, not a curated record. Gene Ontology annotation, biological process: endoplasmic reticulum to Golgi vesicle-mediated transport. Lineage: Eukaryota; Fungi; Ascomycota; Sordariomycetes; Hypocreales; Hypocreaceae. Gene Ontology annotation, cellular component: endoplasmic reticulum-Golgi intermediate compartment; COPII-coated ER to Golgi transport vesicle; Golgi membrane. Gene Ontology annotation, molecular function: D-mannose binding.